Symbiodinium sp. CCMP2592 is the source of this 942-nucleotide messenger RNA. NCBI's taxonomy places the organism in Eukaryota, Dinophyceae, Suessiales, Symbiodiniaceae. The record is from the annotation of a GenBank genome assembly.
AUGGCCUGGUCUCGUGCGCGCCCGGCGGCCUGUCCGGCGUGGUGUGCCGUCGCAGUGCUCGCGGUGAUCCUUUACAGAGCCUUUGAUGGCUGCACAGAAGCGUUUCUGUCUCCACCCAGACAAGCCGUGAACAGGGCGGCUGGAGCCUCCGGAGCUUUGCUGGGCUUGGGUGCAGCCGCUCCGGCGGCACAUGCCUUCGAGAUGCCGAACCUGGGGCAAUUCUUCAGCACUGUCUGGAGAGUCGUGUCUACAGGGAGUGACGAGGUCUACGAUCCCACCACGGAGGAGGGUGCCAAGGCUCUGGGCUUGGCGGUCCCUCUGCCAAAGGAUGGUUUCGGCGAGGUCACAUCAGAUGACGUGCUGCCCUUCGCCUUGUUCUUGCUGGCGUUGGUUGCCUGGGGCCUUUUGGUGGUCCCCAGCAACAUGGAUCGCAGCGACGGGGCGCGGAGGACAUGUUGUGUGCGUGCGUGUGCAUGCCCAAAGCAUGGAAGUACUGUGGGAAAGUCCGGUAUUCGAAUUGCAGCUUCUGGCUUCGAGCUCUCCCCUGUCCCGUCGUCCGCGCUGGGGGCAGCGACAAUGGCGACCUUAAUAGCUCUUCCUUUCGUCAUCGCCGUCGUGAUCCUCAAAGCCCUGGUUCAAGCCGAGCAGAUCAGUCUCGAUGAUCUUGAUUUGAUCACAGACGGCUCUGUGUACGGCGCUUUUAGCUUGGUCCUGAGCUUCACUCUGGUCUUUCGAUGUCAGCAAGCUUACCAGCGCUACAUCGAGUCCGCGAAAGCAAUGCACACCAUGAGCGCGGAGCCUCGACUCUCUACAUCUCAGCGUCUCUAUCUCCCAGGCUCUAAGACUUACUCUGUGCAACAGACCAUGUGUGUUUCUAUGUGUGUGUGUACAUGUAUAUAUAUAUAUAUAUAUAUGAGAGAGGCUCCUUUAGGGUCCAUUUGA